AUGCUGGAAUCUGUAAAAUGUAUAAUUUUGGUACUGUCGGGAAAAGGUGGUGUUGGAAAAUCAACUGUUAGUACCCAAUUGGCUCUAACUCUUAAAGAAAAGGGAUUUAAGGUUGGUCUACUGGAUAUUGAUUUAUGCGGACCAAGUGUGCCGUAUAUUUUAAAUUUAGAAGGCGAAAGUAUUCACCAAGGAGCUGCAGGAUGGGUCCCAGUAUAUUUAGACAAGGAGCAACGAUUAGGUGUAAUGUCCAUUGGUUUUCUUUUGAAGUCUCGUAAUGAUGCCAUUGUUUGGAGAGGACCCAAGAAAACCGCAAUGAUUAAACAAUUUCUUGAAGAUGUGGAUUGGCAAGAACUUGAUUUCCUAGUAAUUGACACACCUCCAGGAACUUCAGAUGAACACAUUGCGGUAAUGGAAAAUCUACGUCAAGCCCCUCAGUGCUCAGCAAUUUUGGUAACCACACCACAGGAAGUAGCCAUAGAGGAUGUUAGAAAAGAGAUAACAUUCUGUCAUAAAACAAAAAUUCCAAUAUUAGGUAUAAUAGAAAAUAUGAGUGGAUAUCAAUGUCCAAACUGCAAUGAAUGCACCAAUAUAUUUUCAAGUGGAGGUGGAAAAUCACUUGCGGAAAUUGCUAAAAUUCCUUUCCUAGGUACCUUACCUAUAGAUCCUCGAGUGGGGAAACUUGCAGGAAUAGGUAUUGCCGCAGUGAAAGAACUACCUGAUUCAGACACAAGCAAAGUAUUCAAUCACCUAGCUACUCUAUUAUCUACAACAACACAUAAUGGCUCA
Messenger RNA from Iphiclides podalirius (scarce swallowtail), 786 nucleotides. The record is from the annotation of a GenBank genome assembly. NCBI's taxonomy places the organism in Eukaryota, Metazoa, Arthropoda, Insecta, Lepidoptera, Papilionidae.